Molecule: messenger RNA, 511 nt
Organism: Cavia porcellus (domestic guinea pig)
Lineage: Eukaryota; Metazoa; Chordata; Mammalia; Rodentia; Caviidae
Product: cytochrome c oxidase subunit 7B, mitochondrial
Exons: 3
Coding region: 146-388 (80 amino acids)
Biological process (GO): mitochondrial electron transport, cytochrome c to oxygen
Cellular component (GO): respiratory chain complex IV; mitochondrion
Source: RefSeq, a predicted model, not a curated record
CAAAUCUCGCGAGAUCAUAUCAAAUCUCAUUAAGGAGCUCUACAGGAAGCCAUUUUGUUUUUCAGGGCUCUUUGCAAGGGUAUCGCGAAGUAGUUUGCAGCAAAGCAGCAGCUGCAGUAACCGCUGUUUCAUCUUGAGCUCCACGAUGUUUCCCUUGGCCAAAAACGCAUUAAGUCGUCUUCCAGUUGGAAGCAUUCAACAAAUGGUGGCAAGGCAGAGCCACCAGAAACGUACACCUGAUUUCCAUGACAAGUAUGGUAAUGCUGUAUUAGUUGGUGGAGCCACAUUCUGUAUUGCUAUAUGGACAUAUACAGCAACACAAAUUGGAAUAGAAUGGAACCUUUCCCCUGUUGGCAGAGUCACCCCAAAGGAAUGGAAAGAUCAGUAAUCAUGCCCGCUGAUAUAAUACAGCUAAAUUGCUUCAAUAUCAAAUCACAACUGAUGUCAAGUAAAAGCAGUGUAUGUCCAUUAAAAUGUGUAUUGAAGAAAUAAAGUACAAUUGAAACCUUUA